Molecule: messenger RNA, 984 nt
Organism: Eucalyptus grandis
Lineage: Eukaryota; Viridiplantae; Streptophyta; Magnoliopsida; Myrtales; Myrtaceae
Product: cell differentiation protein rcd1-like
Exons: 9
Coding region: 1-984 (327 amino acids)
Biological process (GO): mRNA catabolic process; negative regulation of translation
Cellular component (GO): P-body; CCR4-NOT complex; CCR4-NOT core complex
Source: RefSeq, a predicted model, not a curated record
AUGGAAGACUUUGGCAAGUGGUUCUUCGGCGAGUCCUCGAACCUGACUGGCUCGUGCUUGUCGAGGGCGGCAGCCUUCUUUGCAGAAGGCCAGGGCAUGAGAUUCCGAAUGGAACUUCAGAUUCUCGCCCUUCACCGGAGGGAAACGCGACGAGACGCUCUUCGUUUCCUUGUCGCGCACCAAGAAUAUCACCCGAAAUUGGGGCCGAUGCUGUGGAACACCUGCAAUACCGUGUUCGUGCUUCUUCAGGAAGUCUUUUCUGCAUUUCCCAUGCUGAAAGUGCAGUCUGUCACCAUGGCGGCCGCGGAGCGAGCUUCCAAUGCUCUCAUCCUUAUAAAGUGCGCAGCUUCUCAUCGUGAUGCCAAAAGGUUGCUGGUCAAUGCUGAAAUCCAAGAGUAUCUGUAUGCUAUAUUGAAAACCACACACAGGGAUGAGCCUCAUGAUAGACUGAAGCUGCGAAGCUUGGAGGUCAUCAAUAAGUUGUUAGAGGAGGGGGAUGAAGAGACUGUUCUGGCGCUUGCUGAAGCUCGCAUGGUGCUGUACUGUCUUCGUGCCAUCCUGGCGAGCCCCAUAUCUGCAAAGGAGGUCGCUGCUCUCGUUCUCCAAAGGAUCUUGAUGAAUGAAUCGGGGAUGAAGUGCUGUUGUAGGCCUAUUUGCCAAUUCAUAAUGAUAGCCCGUGCUCUGACGUUCACAGUUGAAGAGCGUAGUAUUGUGCUUUCUAGACAGCUGCUAAGACGCAUUGCCGCUUGUUUCUUGUGCCUCUCGAAGCACCCAAGGGCACUGGAGGUUCUACAUGAUUGUCUUCCCAUGAGACUAGGAGAUCCCUAUAUAUCCAACCUUAUUCAAGCAGAACCAAUAGCCUGGGAAAUAUUAAGAGAGGCAGCUGCCAAUCUCACCGGUGGCAGACGUGGACAUCGCCAUGUGGAACCGCGAGUUCUGCGAUUUGGGCCAAUAGGUAAACCGCCUGGAACGUGGGUGAACUGA